Dicentrarchus labrax (European seabass) is the source of this 3055-nucleotide messenger RNA. RefSeq names its product E3 ubiquitin-protein ligase rnf146. Gene Ontology annotation, molecular function: ubiquitin protein ligase activity; poly-ADP-D-ribose binding; zinc ion binding. NCBI's taxonomy places the organism in Eukaryota, Metazoa, Chordata, Actinopteri, Moronidae. Gene Ontology annotation, cellular component: cytoplasm; nucleus. The transcript is spliced from 3 exons. The record is from RefSeq and is a predicted model, not a curated record. Gene Ontology annotation, biological process: ubiquitin-dependent protein catabolic process; Wnt signaling pathway. The coding region runs from base 231 to 1358 and encodes 375 amino acids.
GCGUACGGCUACGUCGUCGUCUUUAUUUUCAGCCUCUUUUCUACGGAGGAAAACAAAGCCAGUUAACACUGGAAGUGGGAAUAUUAGCAUUGGAAAGCAGUGCUGUUACGCGAAUUAUAACGGUACACCAGAGCAACACAGCAAAAUCUAACGGUACGUGGCAAGAUUGAAGGUCCAUCAGCUCUCCUCAUGGUACAUCAGCAUUAAGGAUACUUCCAUACUUCCUAAGGAUGGCUAGUUGUGGGGAGGUAGACCACUCUGUUAGCUCACUUCCAUCCAGUAAGAAAGGCAGCAACAGUGGUGGUGGAAGUGGGAACAGUGCAGAAUCAUCAUGCUCUGGCUCCAGCAACUCAUCCCCAGCCCUGUCUGUACCAGAGUGUGCCAUCUGUCUGCAAAGCUGUGUCCACCCAGUGCAACUGCCGUGCCAUCACGUCUUCUGUUUCCUGUGUGUGAAGGGAGCAUCCUGGCAGAGCAAACGCUGUGCUCUCUGCAGACAGGAAGUACCAGAUGACUUCCUGGAAAGGCCUACGCUUCUCUCUCCCGAGGAGCUUAAAGCAUCAGCGGGAGGUCGGGGUGGGGCAGCAAGUGAUCACGCCUGGUAUUAUGAGGGCCGUAAUGGUUGGUGGCAGUAUGAUGAGCGAACCAGCCGUGAGCUGGAGGACGCUUUCUCCAAGGGCAAAAAUAGAGCUGAAAUGCUGAUUGCUGGUUUUUUGUAUGUAGCUGACUUGGAGAACAUGGUGCAGUACAGGCGCAAUGAGCACGGUCGUAGACGCAAGAUGAAGAGGGACGUUUUGGAUAUCCCCAAGAAGGGAGUGGCUGGACUGCGUUUGGACGCUGAGGGUGUUACUGGGGCCAUUGGGACAGGUAGAGAAAACUCUGCUGAUGGGGCUGAUACCACGGUAGCAGGUGUCCAGCAGCCGGUUACAGGUAUCCCCUCUACUGUCACAGCCCCUCCAGCCACUGCCAGACCUCCUACCUCCCUUGGUGGUCAGCCUGGUAGCAGCAGCGGGAGCCCCACUCUGGAGGAUGCUCUAUCCCAGCUGCAGAUCAGCCCCAGGCCCACACCCUCCCACGAGCGCUCUGAGGCUGGGGAAGGAGAAGAAGAAGAAGAGGAAGAGGAGGCCUCACCCUCCAGGUCCUCUGACCCUAACACCUCUGUGGACGAGUCUGGCUCCGGAGACUGGAGCGAUGAGGAAGGGGGAGAUGGAGAGCGUGUGGAACCCUGUGAGGGUAGGCAAAGACGGAAUCCAGAGGACAGAGCCCCUCCUGGCGCAGAGUCCGCCUCUCCCCCUUCUUCAUCCAGUAGCAGUGGAAGGUCCAGAAUGCCUGAUGGCCAGUGUACAGUGACUGAAGUGUGAACUCGUCAUUGACACCAUCAUCACCAAAUGGCUAUGUUCCAUUUCAUUAAUUUAUUCCUCACUGUAUGCUGUCAUUCACUGUGUCAUGGAUCGGAUGUGGGUGGAGUGCUUGAUACAAGAGAGCAUAACAUACUCCAUGUUUUUAGGUAAACAACUCAAUUUUAGCAAUCAAAUUUGGUGCCUCUUUUUGGCUCACAAUGAUUUGGAUGUAUCUGUUUGAUUUGUUUGUCUGUCUCAUCCAAUAUACACCCAGCCAGUAGAAGCAAUGUUGGGUUUUAUGUUCUGGCACUAAGCGUUCUAGUACUGAGACAGGAGCUACAGCUUGGUAAACAGCCAGACGGAUACAUCAUGUUGUUGUGAGCCAUGAAAUCUCAUAAUUGUCUAUCCAGACAUGAUGAGAAGUAGGUGUAGGUGUGUUACUGAGGUGUUCAGCUGCCAUCAGUCUGCUCACUUUUUGCCAUUCGGUUGGAGGCAUAUCGAGUCUGUUCUUUUUAAAUUCUGGGAAUGUGGAAGUUAAAAGGUCAAAGUGACAAACCAACCUGCUUCUCCCUAUCUUAGGUAUUCUUUUGUUGACAUGUAUGAUCCUAAAACCCAGAGGCUUUCUGUGAAUCUCAGCCAGAUCUGUGACAUUUGAGACAGAAAGCAUAAAUGAGGAUGAUAACUCCUGGAAAUGGAACUGUCUUUAUCAUUAUCAUGGACGGCUACAUUCUAGUCAUCUACACUUUAACUCUCUCAGCUAACAUAGCACGCAGAAAUGGGCUUGAUAGAGCUCAAGUCAUCUGACUACUCUUGCAAAGGUUUGAAUCCUUGAUAACUUGUUUCCAACCUCCACCUUACUUAAAUGAUUUUCUUACUUCACUGAUUAUGAAGCCUUUCCUUCAAAAUGCUGAAAUGUAACUGUUAACUUUUGGAAGUGUGUCAUUUCAGAGCAGAUUGUAGUUAGACGAAAAUCUUCAGAUUGUUUAUCCAGAUAAAGAAAGGAAACAGAUUUGUACUUACUGACGCUCCUAAGCCAUGUGAGUAUUUAAAUACUCUACAACCUAGUAAUGUAACUCAGGAGCCCACAGGAUUAUCUGGCUGCCUGCAUAAGGGUUUGUCUUUUGAUUUCAAUUAACCUGCUUCUUUCUGAAAUUCUAAAAUCUAUUGAUAUAAAUGAAUGUGCGUAAUAGAAUUACAAAUGAAAUUUAUUUGAACAUUUCCCAGCUUUAAAUAAUUGGCAUUUUAAUGUAAAGUAUCAGUGUUUUCCUUUUAAAGCUGUUGAGGCCAUUAGUAUUCGUAUUGUCCCUGACUAAAGUAUUCUCAAUUGGUGUUUCAAAAGUUUUGUGAUUUGUGCAUGUUUGAAGAGAGAGUUAUUUAAACACUACUGGUUGGCAGGAUGAUGAGAAUUGAUAUUUUUGGGUUGAGUUUGAGUAAUUGUUUUUAAUUUGUUUGUUUUCGUGUUUUCUUAUGGUUGUAAAUCAUCUUAUGUAUGAUGUCUGAGGCAGUAAGAGAACAAGAACAUGCCAUUGCUAUUGGCCAUCCUGCAGAGAUUUGAAGUUAUGUUAUUUUUAUAUUUCUUACAUGCUUACAUCAUCUGCUCAGUCUUAGACUUUCCAUUCUGAAGAAUAAAGUUUGUGUAACAGUUUUUGCCUGGCAAUUUUUUGUUACAUGGUUUGUAAUUUAAGAAUAAAUUGUGUCAUUUCAUCAUCCUAAAAGGA